Phaeoacremonium minimum UCRPA7 is the source of this 720-nucleotide messenger RNA. RefSeq names its product putative aldehyde reductase protein. NCBI's taxonomy places the organism in Eukaryota, Fungi, Ascomycota, Sordariomycetes, Togniniales, Togniniaceae. The record is from RefSeq and is a predicted model, not a curated record. The transcript has a single exon. The coding region runs from base 1 to 720 and encodes 239 amino acids.
AUGCAUACUCCGGACAACAGAGUGCCCGUUGAGGAGACGCUCUCUGGAAUCGAUGCCCUCUACAAGGAGGGCACUAUCAAGCGUUUUGGCCUCUCCAAUUAUUUCCCUGAACAAGUUGAAGAGGUGAUUGAGGUCUGCAAGAAGAAGGGGUUCGUUCUCCCAUCCGUCUUCGAAGGCAGCUACAACGCCGUCGCUCGUUUGGCAGAGGACAAGUUACUCUCCAUUCUUCGGAAAAACAACAUCUCCUUCUGGGCGUACAGCCCUAUUGCGGGUGGAUUCCUCACCAAGACAACACAGCAAUUCCGGGAUCAGUCCUUCGAGGGCCGCUGGCGCAAGGAUAAAUUCCUCGGCAAGUGCUAUCAGCAGAUGUAUAAUAAGCCGGAAGCCCUGGAGGCGCUGGACAAGUGGCACGAGAUUGCUGCGGCCGAGGGUAUCGCGCCUGUGGAGAUGGCGUACCGCUGGGUUGUCCACAACUCUGUGUUGGACGGUGAUUUGGGUGACGCGAUAAUCAUUGGCGCCUCAACUACGGAACAGUGGAAGAGUAAUCUGGUGGCCAUCCAGAAGGGCCCACUGAGUGCGGAGACGGCAGCCAAGAUUGAUGCUCUCUGGCCACCCCUGAGGGCGGGCUCUACUUAUUGCAAUUGGGAGGUCGUGGCGCAAAUGAUGGCGCUUCUGAAGAAGCAGCAAACCGGAAGCAGUAAGCCAGUGAAAACUCAAUAG